AUGUCAAAUGACAAGAAUAAGGUCAGGGUCAAAAUUUCUCCCGCCGAAAUAUCUGCAACAACUGAAGAGAACAAUGAAGAAGAGGACAACGGAGAGGAAGAUGAUGAUGAUGACGAUCCUACGCUGAAAGAGGAACGCGAUCGAAUUUUCAGGAAUUUGAGACAGAUGGAUCCAUUUGAUGAAAUGAAGGCAAGAGCGGACAGCGGCGGAAGUCUUUUCGGAGUUUUGAAAAAAGAAUUUGAACGCACGAGACGAGAAGAAAUUGAAAUGAUUUCAGCUGAUGUGGAAGCUAGUGUUAGUGUUACUUCCAAUGCUAAUAAAAGCCGCAAAAAGAAAAUCCUUUCAAAGAAUAAAAACAAAACAAAAAAUGACGUCUCGUCAACGGCUGUCAAAAAAAAUUUUUUAUGUCCGCCUGACCCAAACAGUUACGGUAGUCAGCAGCAGCAACAGCAGCCUCAACAACGACACCACCGCAGUAAAAGUUUAGUUCAUCGAAAAAAUACAGACGAUAGAACAAUCAUUCGCUACCUCCACGAUUACAACAAAACUUACCAAGUGAAUACAACAAAUUCUACUUUGGCAGAACCUAACAGAGGAAAUCUUUCCGACUACAGACGACAUUCAGAAGCCACCAUGAACGACAGACUCUUAAGAGAUGCACAAAUACUUACAGCUCUGGUGAAUGUUGUCGACCCUAACAUGCUUCACUUCAAUCAGCUCGUUAUAACAAAUGUUCACGCGCCACCACCCACAAUUUCCGUAACAGUAGCAACUGCAUCGGAUGCCACCGCAACAACAACUUUCUCAACUACUCAAGUGCCUAUUACAACUGAACAAAACAACAAAAUUAGCCAUUUGCCUCGCAACCGUCUUCAGUCCAUUCAACCCAUUCCGACCUUACAAAUCGGCCCUUCACAGACUGUCAACGUUUGUCGACGACGUUCAUUCUCAAUCCGACAAAAUGAAAUCUGCUACGAAGGUGACGACGAAGUUAUUUUAGUAACAAACAACGACCCCAAAGCAACUGCCGACGGACAGCCAUCUCAGGCCACGAUGAUUGGUCCCAGGGCAGAAAUACCCCUUAUAAGUACCAAAAACAGGCAACAAUCGUGGCAAGACGCCUCUGGCAGCAGACGUCGUAAAAGCAGUUUCAAAGCUUUGUUCACUAGUGGCGCUAAAGAUUUGCUAACUGGCAUUUGUUCUUCCCAGCAAUCUGACCACAUUCACCAUUCUGAGUCCGGUGGAGCGGAUGAUCUUCCGUCUUACAAAGUGGUCAUUUUGGGAGGACCUGGAGUCGGCAAGUCCGGAUUGCUUCAACAGUUCAUCACAUCUGAUUCCAUAACUCAACAAAAUAGCAGUUUUGUGCUUCCAAACAGGAUAAGCCUAAUUAAUUUUUUCCUGCUAGCAUUCGCCGUUAUUUAG
This is a messenger RNA of Helobdella robusta, 1422 nucleotides long. RefSeq lists its product as hypothetical. The record is from RefSeq and is a predicted model, not a curated record. The transcript is spliced from 2 exons. The coding region runs from base 1 to 1422 and encodes 473 amino acids. Lineage: Eukaryota; Metazoa; Annelida; Clitellata; Rhynchobdellida; Glossiphoniidae.